Pelmatolapia mariae (spotted tilapia) is the source of this 1751-nucleotide messenger RNA. Its product is annotated as UDP-glucuronosyltransferase 1A1-like. The record is from RefSeq and is a predicted model, not a curated record. Gene Ontology annotation, molecular function: UDP-glycosyltransferase activity. NCBI's taxonomy places the organism in Eukaryota, Metazoa, Chordata, Actinopteri, Cichliformes, Cichlidae. Bases 64 to 1701 code for a protein of 545 amino acids. The transcript has 9 exons.
CAUUCCCCGCAAACUUUCUCUGUGCUCAAUUCAGGUCAGCUGUUGGUACACUGACUAAGAACAAUGAGGACAGUAGGAGUCUUUGUGUUUUUGCUGCUUAACGUGGCCAUGGAAAUAAUCAGUGGUGCGGAUAAUACGAAGAGAUCUAGAUCAGAAAAGUCCAGUCCAGAAGCCAAUCACACCAAGCCUGCAAGUUUUUCACAGUUUUUAGGCAAACUGCUCGUGGUGCCCAUGGAUGGGAGUCAUUGGAUAGGUCUUAAAGCCAUUGCCCAGGAAAUGGGUCGCCGUGGACACAGAGUUACGGUGGUGAUGCCAGAGACCACCAUACGAAUGGGCCCGGGGAAACAUUAUGACACUUUGACCUAUCCUGUACCUUAUGACAAGGCUUACAUCGACUCUGUGAUGUCCACACACAAAGACAUCAUGAAAAAAUCCUCACAGCCUUUCAUGGAGAAGAUCAAGAAACGGUUCACACAGUUCCGGGCCAUUUCUGAUUUUCUGCACAUCACUGCAGAGAAGUUGCUCUUCAAUGCCAGUCUCAUAUCACACUUGGCCCAGCAGGAAUUUGAUGCCGUCUUGACAGACCCCAUGGUUCCCACGGGCUCAUUAAUAGCUCGGAAAUUAGGUCUCCCUACUGUCAAUCUGCUGAGAGGAAUCCCGUGUCACUUGGACAUGAGGUCUGCUGGCUGCCCAUCUCCGCCCUCAUACAUUCCUCGCUUUUUCACUGGAUACACUGAUAAAAUGAGCUUCAAGGAGAGAGUUAUCAACACUUUGGUGGCAUUUGUGGAGCCGCUGUUUUGCAAACUGCUGUAUUGGCGCUUUGACCAAAUAACCCGUGACUUCCUCGGAGAGAACGUGGGCGUGGCUGAAGUGCUUUCAGACUCUGAUAUCUGGCUGCUGAGGAAUGACUUCACACUGGAUUUCCCACGCCCACUCAUGCCCAAUAUUGUACUGGUUGGUGGAAUCAAUUGCAAUGUGAAACAUCCUCUGCCUCCAGAUCUGGAUUCCUGGGUGUCUGGAGAGCACGGGUUUGUAGUGUUUACUCUGGGCUCCAUGGUGUCAGAUCUGCCAGAGGAAAUCACCUCUGUCUUUCUGGAGGCCUUCAGACAGAUUCCACAGAAGGUCAUAUGGAGAUACACUGGAAAGGUUCCUGAUAAUGUCCCGGAAAAUGUGAAGAUGAUGAAAUGGGUCCCACAGAAUGACCUGCUAGCUCACCCAGGAGCCCGUGCAUUCAUCACUCACGCUGGCUCACAUGGUGUGUUUGAGGGACUGUGUCACGCCGUUCCCAUGCUGAUGGUGCCCCUGAACGGGGACCAGCCGGACAACGCUGCGAGGAUGGCCAGCAGAGGUGUAGGAAUCGUGUUGAACAUUUUAGGCAUUAAUACAGAAACUCUUCUGAAGGGACUGAAGGAGGUCAUCAAUGACAGCAGGUAUAAAGAGAACAUGAAGAAGCUGUCAGAUCUUCAUAACGAUCGGCCGUUGGACCCGCUUGAGCUUUCAGUGUAUUGGACAGAAUUUGUGAUGCGGCAUAAAGGGGUGAAGCAUCUCAAAUCGGCUCUCCAUGAACUCUACUGGUUCCAGUACUUCAGCCUGGAUGUAAUAGCGCUGCUGACUACUGUGGUGCUUGUCUUUGUAAUGCUGACAGCAAAAUGUAUGAAGCUAUGCUUCCGUAAACUGAGAUGGAAGAGAAAGCAGGAAUAAGGACAGUUUUUUUACUGGAAUUACUGUGAUGUUGUAAUUGUAUUCUCAUC